GUUUAUUAAUUUUCUACAGUGAACCAUCAUUGCUGAAAAAGUCAGGCGAUGAAAUGGUUCAUACCAUGGGCGCUGGAGCUAAGAAAGGCCUGAAUGUGAGGGGCACGAGAUCGAAUGAUGCUGACUCCCAAACUAUAAUCAAGAACAUCGGCCCCGGCAGGCAUUCAAUCAAAUUCAACCUUGGAGUUUUUUCUCACAUUGGAAAUGCUGAAGAUAUUGCUGAUUGUGACGUAUUGCAGACGGGAAGCUACUCUUCUGAUAAGAUUCUGCCAGCUUUCACAAUAAUUGAUGCGCAGCAAAACGGAAAAGCUAUCCUAACUUCUGGCACUAAAGCUGUUCAUGACAGUGUGUUCAAAGAUCUGUCAGCAGAAAUAUGGAAAUGCACUAUCAGAGGUGUGGUACAAGAGAAUACACAAUUCCUAAGGGUUGUCUAUGACCAUACCCUGAAGACGAACCCUGAAUAUGACAUUGGGACAGUUGAGCAUCUGCAAAGAGACGAGGUUUGGUUGGAAGUUGAAGAUGGCCAACCUGUGGUCAGAGUGAGAGAGACCAAAUACCUUGAUAUUGUCAAUAAUUAUCGAGUUAUCAACUACAUCGGAUUACAUCUAUUAACGCCGAAGCUAAUAAGUUCUGAAUGAAAAGUGGUACUCCAAUAAUUGAAAACUAUCAAAGCAUCUCAGACAC
This is a messenger RNA of Nilaparvata lugens (brown planthopper), 684 nucleotides long. RefSeq lists its product as uncharacterized. The transcript has 4 exons. Lineage: Eukaryota; Metazoa; Arthropoda; Insecta; Hemiptera; Delphacidae. The record is from RefSeq and is a predicted model, not a curated record. Bases 54 to 638 code for a protein of 194 amino acids.